Exophiala aquamarina CBS 119918 is the source of this 906-nucleotide messenger RNA. RefSeq lists its product as uncharacterized. Lineage: Eukaryota; Fungi; Ascomycota; Eurotiomycetes; Chaetothyriales; Herpotrichiellaceae. Bases 1 to 906 code for a protein of 301 amino acids. The transcript is spliced from 4 exons. The record is from RefSeq and is a predicted model, not a curated record.
AUGUCGGCCUUUUUUGAUAUUGCCGAAGAUGAGAUCCAGGGGUUAGAAGACAUGGUUGCCAUCAUUACUGGAGGCUCAUCAGGAAUUGGAUUCGCCACCUCCGAGCUCUUCAGCUCGAAGGGGUCGGUCGUGAUUCAAGCUGACCUGAACCCGCCGCCGAGAACGCUUCCACGGUCACACUACGUGAAGACGGAUGUGACCUCCUGGAAAGACCUCACAUCCCUCUUCCUCAAAGUCAUUGACGACCACGGCAAAGUCGACGUUGUAUUUGCAAAUGCCGGAGUUGCACCAAGAGCCAAUUACCUGCAGCUGGCCUCGGAGGAUAAUGGUGACCUGAUUGAGCCUACAACGUUGUGUCUGGAUAUCAAUCUAGUUGCAGUGGCCAACACUGUUGCGUUGGCUCUUCACUAUAUGCAAAAACAAGAGAGUGGAGGAAGUGUGAUCAUGACUACAUCGGUCGCCGGCCGAUGCCUAGCUGGACUCUCGAGCCCCGAAGCAGAGGAGAUUCUGAUCCGGUAUGCAGCUGGAUCGAAGCAUGGCGUUGUGGGCAUUCUUCGAGGCGUUCGCGAACACUUAUAUCCCAAUGUUCCUAUCCGCAUCAAUGCGGUUGCUCCUAGCUGGACUGCUACACCAAUCAUCCUUCUGCCCCACGCCGCUUUCGAAAAGGUGGGCCUCAGUGUCCAACCGCCAUCAAAAGUAGCGCUGGCCGUCGGCCUCCUUGUUGCAGACCCGACUCGCCACGCUCAAACCAUCUACUGCGUCAAUGGUCGUUAUAAGGAGCUUGAGGAAGAAGUCAUGGCCGCCACUGCCAUCGCGAUGGGGUUUGAGACUGUAGAGAAGACCGAAGCUGGGAAAUUUCAGGAUUUGAUCAAGGAAGCUCAGGCAGGGAUAAUCCCGCACUGUUAG